This is a messenger RNA of Chelonia mydas (Green sea turtle), 6798 nucleotides long. It is a transcript of the gene DCLRE1C, whose product is annotated as DNA cross-link repair 1C. Gene Ontology annotation, biological process: interstrand cross-link repair; double-strand break repair via nonhomologous end joining; protection from non-homologous end joining at telomere. The record is from RefSeq and is a predicted model, not a curated record. The coding region runs from base 75 to 2240 and encodes 721 amino acids. The transcript is spliced from 14 exons. Lineage: Eukaryota; Metazoa; Chordata; Testudines; Cheloniidae. Gene Ontology annotation, molecular function: 5'-3' DNA exonuclease activity; damaged DNA binding.
CUCUGUGAUUGGUUUGGGCCGCAGCCAAUGGGAGAGGUAGGGAUGGUGGACGGACCGAAGAGCUGGGCUGCGCCAUGAGCAGCUUCGGAGGCAGGAUGCGGGAGUAUCCCUGGCUGUCCAUAGACCGCUUCGACCGGGAGAACCUGCGGGCGCGGGCCUACUUCCUGUCCCACUGCCACAAGGAUCACAUGAAAGGGCUGAGAGCGCCUUCCUUGAAAAGAAGACUGGAGUGCAGCUUGAAAGUUCACUUGUACUGUUCACCGGUAACCAAGGAGUUGCUGCUGACUAGCCCAAAAUACAAGUUUUGGGAGAAUCGCAUUGUUACCCUUGAAGUUGAAACUCCAACUCAGAUUUCUUUACUUGAUGAAGCGUCUGGUGAGAAAGAAGAAAUAGUGGUGACGCUUCUACCAGCUGGUCACUGCCCAGGAUCAGUCAUGUUUUUGUUUCAAGGCCAAAAUGGCACUGUACUUUAUACUGGAGAUUUCAGACUAGCAAAAGGAGAAGCAGCUAGAAUGGAGCUCUUGCAUUCGGGGACCAGAGUGAAAGACAUUCAGAGUGUAUAUUUAGACACCACUUUCUGUGAUCCCAGAUUUUAUCAGAUACCAAGCAGAGAGGAAUGUUUAAAUGGGAUAUUAGAGUUAGUGCGAAGCUGGAUCACUCUGAGUCGCCAUCAUGUUGUAUGGCUAAAUUGCAAAGCUGCCUAUGGAUAUGAAUAUUUAUUCACAAACCUCAGUGAAGAACUUGGAGUCAAGGUCCAUGUGAACAAACUGGAUAUGUUCAAUAACAUGCCGGAAAUCCUCUACCAUGUUACCACGGAUCGGCACACUCAGAUUCAUGCAUGUCGACAUCCACGGGAUGAUGACUAUCUUCGAGGGAAUAGGUUGCCUUGUGGAAUGACGUCCCGAAAUGGAACCCCUUUAUGUAUAAUUAGUGUCAAACCUUCCACAAUGUGGUUUGGAGAGAGGACAAGAAAAACCAAUAUAGUAGUAAGGACUGGGGAGAGUUCAUACAGAGCUUGCUUCUCUUUUCACUCCUCUUACAGUGAGAUUAAGGAUUUCGUGGGUUAUAUCCGCCCUGUGAAUGUGUAUCCCAACGUAAUUCCAGUGGGUUCAACAGCAGAUGAAGUUGUAAAAAUCUUAAAGCCACUAUGCAAGUCAUACAGUAUAAAGAGCGAGCCCAAAUAUAAACCACUUGGAACACUGAAGAGAUCCAGAACAAUGGACUUAACAGACACAGAUGAGGGCAGUGAUGAUCUCUUCGAUACAGAAUUGACUCCUGUAAGGCAUAAGAUUCCAAAACAUCAAGGAGAGACAACGUUGCCUGAGACAAAAGCUUCAUCUGAAAAUUCUGGAGGAAACCAUAGUGAGAACAUGGGAAGUUACAAAGCAACCACUAUGCCUAUGUCUUCGCAGGUACACUUCAUAGACUGUGAGGAAUCAAAUGGUGAAGAUGAUGAUGAUGAAGAAUCUGAAAAAAAUACAGUUUGGGCUCAAGUUGUAGUGCACAAUCCAGACUCCACUUCGAUACUGGGAAAUCCAAAUGAAGAAGCCCAUUCAGACUUGACCUGUGCAUUGACUAGUGGCCAGCAGGAGUCUAAUGCAGAUAUGCCACAGUGGGAUGUUUUCUUUAAGCGAGAUAUUAAAACGACAGAUGAUAGCUCUGAAAAUGAGGACCAUCCCCCAUCUUCCAUAGAUGCUGGUAGGUCCCAGUCACCAAACUUGUUCAGUGAUUCAGAUAGUUUAAGUGAUUCUACCCAUAUCUCCUCACAAAAUUCUUCUCAGUCAACCCACAUAUCGGAGCAGGGCAGCCAGGGCGUGGACAGCCAAGCAGACACAGUGCUUAUUACCUCCCAACAGGCACAUGGUGCGGAUUUCAGCUUUUUGAACAAAGGUGGGAGCAGGGUAACAGUUUCUGUGUCACAUUUCAUGGCCAUGGAUAAUCAAACUGAAUCCCAUAGGUGGAAGCCUUUGGACCAAAAUACACCUUGCCCAGAUAAUAUUGACUCUGAUUUGAAAGGGAAAAACCAAGAGAUGAAUGCAGAAGCUGGUGCUGCUGAAACACAAAACACACUAAUUGAAGUAAAUAAUGAAAAAUCGAAGACUCCUAACUCAGAAUUGGAAAGAGACUCUCAGAGCUCCUCUGACUUUGAAAUCCCUUCAACCCCCGAUGCUGAGUUACCUAGACCAGAUAAGCUGCAUUGUCUGUACAAGAAACUAGCAGCAGGUGAAACGAUAUACUGACUGAAGGGAAUCUCUUCUGAAUUUAGGAACUUCUCUUUAAAAUAUAGACACAGACACACGCACGAGUCAACCGAAGCUGUAUUCAGAGGUAUAUAAAAACUGUACUUAUCCCCACUGCUCUGUUUGGGGCAGACUUACUACAUUUCCUUAGAAAUCUCUCACUACUGAUUGUCGAGACACUAGGAUGGUGCUGUACAUUUUUCCUCCUCAGUGAACUCCUGAAAAGGAAGAUAUUCCUGUAAGAGAAAUGAAAAUACUCUACUUGGUAGGAGGAAAACACUAAGCUGACUAACUGAAAAAGUUGUUUAACAACAAGAAAAAAGUGGACAGUGCAUCUUAGGUUGGUGAGGCAUGCAGCUGUGCAGUAGAGAAGGGAAGGAGAAAUAAACCAAAGAAAGUGAAAGGAGCACUAAGUGAAGUUUAGUUGAGUGAUAUCAAGCUGUCUUUAAGAGUCGGCAGGUAGCUAACCAGAUCUUUGAAUUUGUAAAUAUGUCUAUAUCGAAGGCAAUCUUUAUAAAGCUAUUUUUAAUAAACUUUUUAUAAAACUCUUAACUCUGCACAUAUUUAACAUAGGAGAGUGAUUCUUUCAGAGAGCAAAGUACACUUGCUACUUCCCAGUCAACAGACUAGGAAAGACUGUAGUCUUAGAAAUAUACUGGAUUUUGCUUACUUUUCAACAGACCUUGCAAAUGGUUUGGGCCUACCCAGGAACUGUUGUUAAGGUCAAAAGGUAGAUUUUUGGCUGUAAAGAAUAAUUUAAGUGAGAUGUUGCAAACCAACCGUAAACAUCACCUCCUACCCACCCUCUCUUGUCAUUAGUCCUCCACAGCUCAGCUUUCAAGAAAAGAAAAGUUCAAAACUGUCUGUCUAGUGAUUAAAACAUUACUGGCUGAAAAAUAUUUCCUAAUAUUUAAACUUCUGUUUUCACACAAGCUGUUUUUCUUAUUCUUCCGUUUAGUUCCUGGUACAUGUCUGCUUGCGUGUGUGGUUUGGAAAAGGUAAACUUGAAGCUGUCCCUAAGUGAAUUUCAAUGUAUAAUCACCGUAGUGCUGGGAUCAAGUCUUGACGUAACCAGUUCGUGUGAAUUGUCACCCCCCCUAGAGUUAGACUAGAAGGGACAAUUAAUAGAUCAUCUAUUUUAACCUCCUGUGUGUCACAAGUCAGUAAACUUCACAGAGUUACCUCUGUAUGGAGCCUAAUAAUUUGUGUAUGGCUAAAGCAUAUCUUCCAGAAAGGCAUCCGGUCCUGAGCUGAAGAUUCCAAGAGAUAGAGAAUCCUCUCUUUGGUAGUCUUCCAGUGGUUAAUGACCUUUACACUGUUUAAAAAGUUGUCUAAUUUAAAUCUGACAUUGGCUUCCAGCCAUUGGUUCUUGUUAUGCCUUUUUCUGCUAGAUUUAAGAGUUCUUUAGUACCUGCUGUUUUCUCCCUGUGCAGUACCAUAAAAUUUAAUAGUCGUCUCAUUGUUUUCGAUAAGCUAAACUGAUUGGACUCUAAUUCUCUCCCUGUAACACAUUUUCUCCAGCCUUCAAAUAACGUGUGGCUCUUUUCCGCCCCAUCUCCAGUUUUUAGGUUUGUUUGACAAAAUCUGUUUUCCAUAAAAGGGUGGCAACUGUAUUCCUGUCCUUUUAAUUCUUUAGCAAAUGAAUCCUGAAUCAGCUUUUCUAGUUUGCCCUGGAUUCAUGUCAAGCUAACAGGCCUGAAUAUACUGGUGUUAUGCUACUUGUCUUUCAAUACUCACACACUAGCAGUCUUCUGAAGCGUUGGGUUGUGGGUUUUUUGUAAUCUGGAGCUCUCUUCAGUGAAUGCUCUAAAUAACAAAGAUCUGACAGACCGUCACUGUAGACCUUAAGUGGGUAUGUCACGAACACCUGAAAUGACCCCUACUUUUUUUUUAGUCCUAAAACAGAUUACGCUAGCUCUUAAACAUGUACCCUCUGCUCUCAGCUAGGGAGCUGCUGUAGUGCUUUUUUGAUUCUACUAAAUAUUGGUUUUAGACUUUCACGUAGGGAAGUUUUGGCCUUUUUUUUUUUUUUUCAAUGUGUGUUAGCUCAAGCAAAGUUGUUCUGAAAGGGACAGGAGUCAUUCAGGCUUUGGAAUCUAUGAGGUGUUCAUGUUUUGAGUGGGGAGAGAAAUAGAAUCCAUGAGACUGUGUGCUACAGGCCUCAGCCAUAGCCUAGAGAGGAGCAACAGAUAACUUUGAAUAUGAAGUAGGGCUGACGAAUCCACAGAUGGGGAAACAGAUAAAAUCCAUGUUCUUAUGCAUAAGAAAUAACUUACAAAUCACUGAAAAAAAAUUUAAAAAUGUCAGAAAAGUUGACUAAGCCUAAUUUAGGAGCACCUGCAAACUUAUCUAUUCUAGGGUGCCAUGUCCCUUCUGCUGUACACAGUAAGCUGUUGGAAAGACUCAGGGCAGGCAAAUGUUUGAAAGCCUUGCUAAAAUUCUAGUCCCCUACUUGGUGCUGCUCUCAGAUAAAACAAGUAGCACUAAGUUUCAGGGAAGGUAGGCUUGUAAACAAGGUUUCACUGGAAGAGUUCAAUCAGAGGUAGUUCCUGUCUCCUUUCAUCUUAAAUCUUAUACCUGUUGGCUGUGGGGGACUUGCUCUGUGCGUGGGGGGUGUCAUUCUAAAGCUGUUACAAAAUGCUGUAUUUUCAAAUGCCACAGUAGACACGUGUUAGGAAAGCAGUUUGAGCAAGUGAUGCUGUAAGGCAUGGCUGGAGAGUAAAAAGCACUCUUGGGAUAUGAAGUUGUGGCCAGGAGAAGAUAAGCAUAAUUUUUAGGGGGGCCCUGGUUUAGCUAUGGGAUCAACUGAACUCAAAGUAUGCAGCCCUGGAGAAAGAGACUGACCCCUCUUGCUGCAGAAGAAUUCUGGUUACCCUGUGAGCCCCAAAGAAUGUUACAGGGGGAAGGAAGGGAAAUAAACCCUUUAUUUUUUCUGACCUGUUUCUCAUGCUUUUAAGUAAAGAGCAAGGGUGUUUUAGAAUCCUGUGCACAUUUCUGUGCUGUUACACCUAUUGUGUCCCUGAAGAGGUAAAUUGUAAACUGAGUCCUCACCCAGCUGGGUUGUUCUGGGACAGGGGUCUCAUCUCUCCUGGGUGGUGCUAGACUGAUGAUUAUGUAUGUUCUCAGCAUGCCAGAGACCUCAAUCUGGGUACAGGGCCUGGACUCCAUUCAGACUCUGGAGACUUAAAGCACCUUAUGGAUUCAGCAUUUAGAUCCUCUCAUACCAGUCUGGUGUCCCUUUCAAGAGAGGGAGCUCAAAUAAAUCUGUAACUAGCAAACACCCCCCACCAGAGCUGGACUUUAAUGCUGUACACUAGUAACCCACAACUUCAGACAAAGUAGUUGGGCUGUUAUAGAUGAUCAGCUCACUAAGACCACUACAUUCUCUAAACUUGCAGAAGUGUUAUCAAUUACUUAUUUAAUUAGAGGCAACUGACAAGGGGCUGGAGAGGGAAGAGAGUGAAUUUACUGUUCUAUCACACUGUAUAGGGCUAUGAAUACCUUCAUAGAAAUGCUGGUAAAAUGAGGUCACUCAGACAUGCAAAAGUAAUUCAUCAGGACUUUUUCUGAGCUGCUAGCUAAUGCUGUAUGAGAGUACAUGAACAAAAUUUAAGACCUACAGAAGGGAUGGUAGUUACUAUACACUGCCAACAAAAGAAAAAACUAAAUUUAAUUUAUUUUACCAAAAGAACUAUAGGAAACUAACUGCUAUUACAGAGAAAGAUGUCACAUUUUAUGCAAAAGUAGCGUUCCUGAGGUUAUAAACAAAUACACAGCCCCAACCCAUAAUGGAAAUAACUAAACAGAGUUGGUAUAACUGAGAACUUAAAUACACAGUAGCUUUUGCUUGGUGAGGAUGCUGCAGCAUUUUUAGUUUUGCUACCUCAAAACCAGCCGGAAGCCAGUUAAUAAGUUACCAGUACCCAAGUGCUAUUCACACAGCUGCAGUGGUAACCAUGGUAAUGCCUACAAAAAAGCAGAAAAGGCCAAAGCAAGGUUGGUCUAGGCUUGCUAAGAAACUGAAAACAGCUUUUUCAAUGUCACUUUUAAAAAAAACUUAAUGUCCAAUUAACAGAAGGCAAAUUGAAAUGCACUGUAAAUUGGUAAACACAAAACAAGCUUUGAGGUCCUAAAUAAGUAACAGGAUACAGCAGUAGACUUUAUAUCUAAUAAUUUCCUGUUACUUGCCAAGAUUUGAAUUCAGGAGCGGUAACACACAGCCCUUAGAGAAGAGCACCUGGUGCUAUACACACUGACUUGUAAAAAGACAGGACCUAAAUUCAGAUUUUGACAGCUGUAAGACCUUUAUCUACUUAAAAUGUAGAUAUCUGUAAUUGCCUAUCCCUGUAGUUUGGUUAAGGAUACCCAUGAGCAGGGCCAAAGAGGAAGGAGCGGAGCAGCCAACCAAGGUGUCUGAGGCCUUUUAUGUGUCUUGUAGCGUGGACAGGGGCAAGGAAAUGAAAUGAAGGAUUACAUGGGUGCACACAACCCCAUUUAUUGGGGCAGUAUGUAAAUGGAAGAGGAAUGAAUUUGGCUCAAACAAUUUUUUUUUUUUUUU